Gossypium raimondii (Peruvian cotton) is the source of this 843-nucleotide messenger RNA. RefSeq lists its product as uncharacterized. NCBI's taxonomy places the organism in Eukaryota, Viridiplantae, Streptophyta, Magnoliopsida, Malvales, Malvaceae. Bases 1 to 843 code for a protein of 280 amino acids. The transcript has a single exon. The record is from RefSeq and is a predicted model, not a curated record.
AUGGAAGGGUUAGUUGAACUUGGACAAGAACCUAGGCAAGAAGAUGUGGUGAACAAUGAUGAGGUUGAGGAAGACAAGAAAGAACAAAAGCCGAUUGUCAAAGAAUACAAACCUCGAGUGCCAUAUCCUAACGUGUCGAAGAGAUACCAUACGAACGAACAAUAUGGUAAAUUUCUUAAGCUUAUUAAAAAAUUACACAUUAACUUAUCAUUUGGUGAAGCUCUUUCGCAGAUGCCAAAUUAUGUCAAAUUCUUAAAGAGGUUGUUAACAAACAAGAGGAAGAUAGACGACUCGUCAACUGUGGAGCUCAACGCAAUUUGCUCGGCCAUUCUCCAAAAUAAACUACUCAACAAACUAACAGAUCCAAGGAGUUUUACUAUUACUUGCCUUAUUGGUAGUUUAAAUAUUGAUAAUGCUUUGGCUGAUUUAGGGGACAAUAUUAAUGACAUGCGCUACAAAAUGUUUAAACAAGUUGGUCUUGGGAAACCCAAACACAUUAGGACAAGUAUUCAACUAGCGGAUAGAACCAUUAGAUAUCGUAGGGGUAUUAUUGAUGAUGUACUCGUUAAAAUCAAUAAAUUUAUAUUCCUUGUUGAUUUUGUUGUUUUUGACAUGGAUAAGGAUAGUGACGUACCUUUGAUAUUAGGGCAACCCUUUUUAGCCACUGCUAGGACUAUUAUCGAUGUUAGUACGGGUGAACUUGUGUUUCGUGUAGGUGACGAAAAUAUUAUUCUCCAAGCACGUGAUUCUGUGAGAGUCUCUAAGGAUCAGGAUGAUAUUAAAUAUCUUUUGAAUGUUAGUAACCAUGUGGCUCAACCUUCUUUGCAGGAAAUCCCUCCUUAA